UUGAGGAGAAUGAAUAUAAUUCAUGAAUAUAUUUGCAAUUUUAUUAGUUAAGCGAUUAUUAUUUUUUUCAAUAAAGACUUCCUUUUCUAAAUAUUUUUAAGAUUUUUAACAAGUAAUUAACAAAAAAGCUAAAUGAAUUAUUAAAGGGAUAUGAAUAAUAUAUAGCAAAUGCUAGGGAUUCUACUCCAGUUGCCAGACCCUAAUUAAAUGCUUAAAGCUAGUAAGCCGUUAGAUAGAGAGGAAGGAUAAAUUUAAGUUAUCGAAUAAGGAGUAGUUUAAAAAUAUAAGUGGCAGGGAGCCUUACCUAGUAAAUUGAGAGAUGAAAAACUUCAGCUUAAUUUUGAUAAACAAACAAAUAAAAUCAAGCACAAUUCAUCUUUAUUAAGCUAUUCUUAACAGAUCAAUCAUUAGAAUUCUAUUUAAAACAAAAGAGAGCAUAUUCAAAUGAGGUAGUCAAAUAAAUUUCAAAAUCAAAGCUUUUCUGUUGAUUAUCGUUCAAAAGAGCCUAUUAGUUCAUAUAGACACAACAAUAACUUAUCUUAAACCAAUUAUGAUGAAAGCUUAGGUUUCAACUAGAAUUAAUCUGUUUUUAUAUAAAAGAAUAACUUCUUUGAUAGCUCUUUAACUCCAAACUCAACAACUAAUCGCAAGAAUCAAUAAUAUUAACAUUCUCUAUUUACAAAUACCAAUAAUUUACUCUCUCCUAAAAAUAAUUCUUUCCAUAACAAUUAAAUUAGAAUGAGUAUUUCUGAAAAAGCGCAAUAGCCCUAAGAGCCCAAAUAAGUUUCAAUUAAAUAUAUAGGUGUGCAUAACGAUAUGAUUGGAGUUCUUUCAAGAAAGAUACCUAUGGAAUAGUAAGUAGAAAAAAUUACUAAAUGUAAACAAAUUCAGUUAGAAAGAAGAAUAAAAAGUGGAGCAGGCUUUAGAUAAAAAAUAAUUGAAAACUAGCAGAAUUUUUAAGGUGAUCAAGCACAAAAUUAAGAAAUAAUUGCUCAACAAUAAAGGAAUAAGAUUUUCAUAAACAUCAAAUCAUCUUAAAAAAAAAGGUUAAAUGCUGAAAAUUAAAAUGAAGAGCUUAAGAAUAAUUUAAUUUAAGAGACAGGCACAACAAAUGAUAACACUUUAUCUCCCAUGUUAGAAGCAAAGAGUAGAGAAAAACUUCUGAAUAUAAGCUAGUAGCUAUACGAUAUUAAAGAAAAAGAGGAGGGAGAAAUCAUCUUAAGCUCAAGAGAACUAUAUCCAGACCAUACCAAUGGCAAUCGAGAUUUAAAAAAGUAGCAUUAAAAUGCAUUGAGAUAGGUUUUAGAAGAACAAGAUUUUUAAUCAAAGGUUGCUUCACCUCUUAUUGAUAUAAAAGCAAGUCAAGAUAGUAAGAGAGUAGAAAAUACUCAUUCAACUUUAAGCAGCACUUAAUAGCAGAGAUAUAAUCACAGCAGUAUUUAAAAAAAUGAUAAAAAUAUAUAACUAUUUUACACAAAUGAUUCAAGACCAAAUACAACAGCUCAUUCAAGAAAUUAUUACAACUAUGCUGGAGCAUCACCAAUGAAUUCUUAGAAUAAAUAAUAAAUAUAAUAGUAAUAAUCUUAUAGAGCUUAAAGUCUAAACUAAUAACGAAGGGUUGUUUAAAAUGAUCCCAAUAUUGAAAUUGCUCUAGAAAAUAAUUAAAUUAAAAUAGAUAAAUUAAUGAAUAAUACAUAAAAUAAUUUUUAGUUAAAAAUAUAAGAAAUGCCAGAUCCAAGCAAAUAUGAUAAAUUUAUAGUCACAAAAUACUCUUUAGAAAGAAAAUUAACAGCUUUAAAAAAAAAGAGAGAGGAAAACCCAAAUUUCAGCAAAAAGUAAUUCUACGUUGUUUGGAAUAAUUAGCAAAUAAAUUGUGUUAAUAGUAUUUUAUGA
This is a messenger RNA of Tetrahymena thermophila SB210, 1893 nucleotides long. RefSeq names its product transmembrane protein, putative. NCBI's taxonomy places the organism in Eukaryota, Ciliophora, Oligohymenophorea, Hymenostomatida, Tetrahymenidae. The transcript is spliced from 3 exons. The record is from RefSeq and is a predicted model, not a curated record.